CUUCUCUUCUCCACCUGCCCUUUUCCUCUUUCUCUCUCUCUCUAACAUAACCCCUUCAUUCAGCUUGAAUUGAAGAAAUCCGUGAUCGGAAUUGAAACAAUCAGAUUCGGUGAUGGUGUGAUCUUAUCGUUUUUUUGGUUUUUAAAAUAUUACAAAACUAAAGAGGAAGAAAAUUAGGUGAUCUGAACAAUAUUCAAUAGAUUGAAGCGAAAAAAAUAAAGUUGAGCAAAUUGGAAGAGGGUUUGGUUACAUGGGUUAUCUGAACUCAAUUUUGUCGCAAUCGACAAGUCAAGCCCGAGUCGACGACGCUCCGGUCAGCGGCGGUGGACUUAGUCAGGACGGAAAAUUCAGCUAUGGAUAUGCAAGUUCUCCAGGUAAAAGAUCUUCGAUGGAGGAUUUCUAUGAGACAAGGAUUGAUAGGGUUGAUGGAGAGGUGAUCGGUCUCUUUGGAGUCUUUGAUGGUCACGGGGGAGCUCGAGCUGCAGAAUAUGUCAAAAAGAAUCUUUUCAGUAAUCUGAUACGGCACCCGAAGUUUAUUUCCGAUACCAGAUCAGCUAUAGGUAUAUCCUUGUGGUGCUACUGCCUUCACAGUAUACAAAAUUGUUGCUCUUUUGACUUCUUUUUUUUAAAAACUGUUUUUGGUCUCAUUUCAGCCGAUGCCUACAGUCAUACAGAUUCAGAAUUCUUGAAAUCGGAAAACAAUCAGAACAGGGAUGCUGGGUCCACUGCUUCAACUGCUAUCCUCGUUGGCAACCGCUUAUUGGUGGCAAAUGUUGGCGAUUCAAGAGCCGUUAUUUCCAGGGCUGGAAAUGCUAUUGCUGUCUCUAGAGACCACAAACCAGACCAAACUGAUGAGAGACAAAGAAUUGAAGAUGCUGGAGGUUUCGUGAUGUGGGCAGGAACUUGGAGAGUUGGAGGAGUGCUAGCUGUGUCUCGUGCAUUUGGUGAUAGAUUGCUGAAGCAAUAUGUGGUUGCUGAUCCUGAAAUUCAGGAGGAGAAAGUCGAUGACACGCUCGAGUUUCUCAUCCUUGCCAGCGACGGUCUUUGGGAUGUAGUGACAAACGAUGAAGCUGUCUCUAUGAGUAAACCACUCCAUGAUCCGGAAGAAGCAGCUAAAAGGCUAAUGCAGGAAGCUUAUCAGAGAGGCAGUGGUGAUAACAUCACAAUCGUUGUUGUUCGGUUUCUGGCCAAUCGAGUCGAAUCUUCGUCUCGUACCUCCUCUGCUUAACCAUGGUUUAUAAAUUAUGCAACACUAAACUGUAGAAACAUAGAUAACGCUAUUUCCAAAAAUGUUUAUUUUUCUCUUCUUUUUUUUUUUCGAGUUCUUAUCAGACUAUACACUUAUGUAAUGUAACUUUAGUUCAUCAGCUUAACGAAUAUUUAUUUCUGAAACGUGCUGUUAUUUUUAUUU
Molecule: messenger RNA, 1411 nt
Organism: Erythranthe guttata (spotted monkey flower)
Lineage: Eukaryota; Viridiplantae; Streptophyta; Magnoliopsida; Lamiales; Phrymaceae
Product: putative protein phosphatase 2C 59
Biological process (GO): protein dephosphorylation
Molecular function (GO): cation binding; protein serine/threonine phosphatase activity
Source: RefSeq, a predicted model, not a curated record